This is a messenger RNA of Ooceraea biroi (clonal raider ant), 275 nucleotides long. Its product is annotated as mitochondrial tRNA-specific 2-thiouridylase 1-like. NCBI's taxonomy places the organism in Eukaryota, Metazoa, Arthropoda, Insecta, Hymenoptera, Formicidae. Gene Ontology annotation, cellular component: mitochondrion. Gene Ontology annotation, biological process: tRNA wobble position uridine thiolation. The record is from RefSeq and is a predicted model, not a curated record.
GCACUCGACGUCGGUUUGCACGCCUGGAUUAUGUUCUCUGUUUUAUAGGACUGCGAAGACAUUGAUAAGAGACGAGUCGCUCCGUGGAGAUGAUUAGAAACGUCGCUGUGGGCAUAUCUGGCGGCGUCGACAGCGCCGUGGCAGCUCAGCUGAUCAAAAACAAAGGGUUUAAUGUCACCGGAGUGUUUAUGAAAAAUUGGGACAUUAAAGAUGAAACGGGAACGUGUGCCGUCGAAAGAGAUUACGAGGACGCUCGAUGGGUCUGCGACAGCUGA